UCCAGUAUCUUAAAUUACAGAUGAAUUAAUGUUCCUCAGAAUUGUUUGCUUUCCAGUAUUUACUUUAUUCAUUCAAAAAUAAAAGCUAACAUUUAUUUGGUUUUGCUCAUCGUGCCGUCCAGAGUUCAGGCAGAUUCAUGACGAACAGCAGAAGAAGAACAUCGAUGAGGUUACCCAUAUAAACGUAUGACAUUAAAAACAUCCUGACAACAUCUGGACGGCAACCAGUCCUGAACCUGUUCCCCUGACGACCGUCUGCUCCACGGUUCUUCCUAAUCCAUCACCAUCAGUCCGUCCUUCAGUCUCCACAUCAACAACACGUCACCACAGUUUCCAGACGCUGACCCUCUUCUGCUGUCAACACGGGCCUCAUUCACACCUCAAACACCUCCGCUGAUUACUAAAACCCUCAUCGGCUCCAAACUCGGAUCAACACAGAGUCAUCGGGAUGUUAUUUAGCUUAGUUGUGUUGGAGGAAAUGAAAAACUGCCAAUAAAGACCUCAUAUGUGCGGGAAAGUAAAGCAAGACUGUCGAUAUCCUCACAUGUCGAUCACAAGGUGAAGUACAUUUAUACUGGACUACUUCAUGUAUUCAGGAGGUACUUUUUACAUUUGGAUAUGCUACUUUUCUGUCAAAACACAGAAUUAUUUUGUCUUUCUGAGCAUUUUACUGCAGAUCCAUUAGCUCGGAUCCACCUUUGUGCAUUCUGGAAACCCUGCUGGUUUUAUUUUUGCUGCUGCUCCUCCUUUUCCCCCAUUGUUUAGUCUUUUUAAACUAGCAGCAAACAGUAAAUGACAUUGUUGGACGGUUUGGGAGAACAUUUUUGUAGAGCAGGAGGUUCUGUUAUCUUUAUUUAAUGUUUAUUUAAUUAGCAUUUCUUUAUCUUUAAUGUGUAAAAAGGUGAGGACAUUUCUUUAUCCUCAUUUAUUUUUAUUUAUGUGCAAAUUUAUGUUUGUUGUGUAAAAAACGUCACCACCGUGCUUCACAUCAUGAUGCUGCCUCCACCGUGCUUCACUUCAAGACGCUGCCUCCACCGUGCUUCACAUCAUGAUGCUGCCUCCACCGUGCUUCACACCAUGACACUGCUACCACCGUGCUUCACAUCAUGAUGCUGCCACCACCGUGCUUCACAUCAUGACGCUGCUACCACCGUGCUUCACAUCAUGACACUGCCUCCACCGUGCUUCACAUCAUGGCGCUGCCUCCACCGUGCUUCACAUCAUGACGCUGCCACCACCGUGCUUCACAUCAUGACGCUGCCUCCACCGUGCUUCACAUCAUGACGCUGCCUCCACCGUGCUUCACAUCAUGACACUGCCACCACCGUGCUUCACAUCAUGACGCUGCCUCCACCGUGCUUCACAUCAUGACGCUGCCUCCACCGUGCUUCACAUCAUGACGCUGCCACCACCGUGCUUCACAUCAUGACGCUGCCACCACCGUGCUUCACAUCAUGACGCUGCCUCCACCGUGCUUCACAUCAUGACGCUGCCUCCACCGUGCUUCACAUCAUGACGCUGCCACCACCGUGCUUCACAUCAUGACGCUGCCACCACCGUGCUUCACAUCAUGACGCUGCCUCCACCGUGCUUCACAUCAUGACGCUGCCACCACCGUGCUUCACACCAUGACACUGCUACCACCGUGCUUCACAUCAUGACACUGCCUCCACCGUGCUUCACAUCAUGGCGCUGCCUCCACCGUGCUUCACAUCAUGACGCUGCCACCACCGUGCUUCACAUCAUGACGCUGCCUCCACCGUGCUUCACAUCAUGACGCUGCCUCCACCGUGCUUCACAUCAUGACACUGCCACCACCGUGCUUCACAUCAUGACGCUGCCUCCACCGUGCUUCACAUCAUGACGCUGCCUCCACCGUGCUUCACAUCAUGACGCUGCCACCACCGUGCUUCACAUCAUGACGCUGCCACCACCGUGCUUCACAUCAUGACGCUGCCUCCACCGUGCUUCACAUCAUGACGCUGCCUCCACCGUGCUUCACAUCAUGACGCUGCCACCACCGUGCUUCACAUCAUGACGCUGCCACCACCGUGCUUCACAUCAUGACGCUGCCUCCACCGUGCUUCACAUCAUGACGCUGCCUCCACCGUGCUUCACAUCAUGACGCUGCCUCCACCGUGCUUCACAUCAUGACGCUGCCUCCACUGUGCUUCACAUGGCGUCCUGCUUUUAGCACUUUUACCUAUGUUCCAUAUUCCCUAAAAUUCUUAAUGACCUGGAUUUAACUGUAUUUUCUCGUAUCAUCCCCUGACUGAUGUUUCUCAACAACCUUUUUUGGAGUUUCUUAGAGAGUUGGUGUAUCGUCUUGGUGUUGUUGAAAAAACUUCAUCUGUUUACUUAAGUCAAAAUGUGCUUCUGCCAUUUCCAAGUAUUUUCAUGAGGGGCUUCACAGCAGAAAAUUUGCAGCGGUGACUUUUUACAGUAAUCUGUAAUGAGGAGUAACAAUGAAAACACCCUGAACUGUGCCAUAAACGGCUGCGGUUUGAUAAAUUAUCACACAUGGACAGAAUUUUCAGCGCUGAAUCACAAAUAAACUGUGGAUGUUUUGUCCGUGAGAGAACUUUUUCCACAUCUCUCCUCAACCAAAACACUAACUGUAUUAGUCUGUGCACACGAAGUAAUGAGUAACACUAACUGUACUGUGAGAUUUCCUAACUCUCAUGUUUACUUUGCAGCAAGUUUUGUGUGCUGCUACAACAACAACAGAUUGAUAGAAUUCUUGACAUUCAGUUCUGGUUUUUGGUUUGUUGUCUGCGAAACAUUUCUGGAGGGGCUCCUGCAGUGUGCACAAACCCCAGCCCAACAACAUUUUAGCAAGAGAAGCCGAGUGACAUUCAACUUACGAAUGCACAAAGUUUCAGACUUGGACUGGGCUGUUUUUGACUGUUAUUUCAGUUUUUUUUUUUUAAAGAACAAAAUUAGUGGUGCAUGGUGGUGGCAGCAUUAUGAUUAUAAAGCAUGGUGGUGGCAGCAUCAUGAUGUAAAGCAUGGUGGUGGCAGCUUAUUUUUUUUAAUAAAAAAGUUAAAAAGCCACAUUAUAUCAUGCACUGUUUUUUAUUGUUUUGUUUUUUUAAGAAAAACAUUUUUCCCCAUUUUUAAAGUCUGACAUAACUAUAUUUCUUUGCUUUUCUUUUUUGGUUUGUUGUCUGUGAAACAUUUCUGGAGGCUCCUGCUGUGUGCACAAACCUCAGCCCGACUACAUUUUACAAACUCAGAAAAGAAAUCCAUGUGUGGAUGUUACAAAAGCAGAGAGUCCAGUCCACCUUAAAAAACGCAGCUCCGCAGACUGUACAGACACAUUUCCUGAAAACGCCCCGUAUGAGAGAGAAAAAAGAAAACUCUGAAUAAUAAUCAUAAGGCGGCGUUGUUUAUCCAAAGAAAGGGGGGCUGGACAUCGACUCAAAACUGGGCCAAAACUUUUCUUUACUUCCACCUCCUUCCUCCCUCCGACGAACUCAACUCUCCGGCGGCGCACCGUGAUCUUCGCCCUUUACUGGAGCAGGUCAGCAGCGGUGACCGCCCAAAGGAGCUGUCAGUGCGGGCCCCAGACCUCCACAGGACCCAAACCUGGCUUCCCCUGACAUGACUUUGGGACUAUAACGCGCCGAAGACUCGCCGGCUGCCCGUGUGGAUGGAUGGAGGAAAGUUACGGAGCCUAAGCAGCAGUUUGUGACGGUUUUUUUUUUAAAGCGAGCGACACCAUGUUGGGGAACUCUGGGAUUUACGCGAACAAGAAGAGGAAGAAGCCCGUCCUUAAGCAGAAGAAGGUCUCUGACGGCAAUGAAGUGGUUAAAUCCAACCCGUCGAAGCGCCACCGGGAUCGGCUGAACGGGGAGCUGGACCGGCUCAUGGACCUGCUGCCGUUCGACGAGGACGUUCGCUCCCGGCUGGACAAACUGUCGGUGCUUCGCCUCAGCGUCGGAUACCUGAGGGUCAAGAGCUUCUUCAAAGCCACCGUGAAAAACAAUCAGAGCAGUUUGAGUUUUUCUGGUCAGAACGGGAACAACGUGGACAACGGGACGUUUUCUGAAGGAGAUCUGCUGCUGCAGGCUCUGAACGGCUUCGUGAUGGUGGUGACGGCCGAGGGUUUAGUGUUUUAUUCUUCUCCUACAAUCAAAGAUUACCUGGGCUUCCACCAGUCGGACGUGGUUCAUCAGAGUGUUUUUGAAUUAAUCCACACUGACGACCGGUCCAUGUUCAGGGAGCAGCUGCACUUCGCCUUAAACCCGUCACAGGCUGCAGACGGAGACGGUGUCCAGGUGUGUGCAAAGCCGGUGAGCUACAGUCCAGAACAGCUUCCUCCAGAGAACUCCUCCUUCCUGGAGAGGAGCUUCGUCUGUCGCUUCCGCUGCCUGCUGGACAACUCCUCCGGCUUCCUGGCGCUGAAGUUCCAGGGCCGCCUCAAGUACCUCCACGGCCAGAACCUCCUGAGGGACAACGGGACCCGCAGCCGGCCUCAGCUGGCCCUGUUCGCCAUCGCCAUGCCGGUCCAGCCGCCCUCCAUCGUGGAGAUCAGAACCAAGAUGAUGCUGUUUCAGACCAAACACAAGCUGGACUUCACCCCGCUGGGCGCCUGCAGCAGGGGGAGGAUUAUUCUGGGAUAUUCAGAGGCUGAGCUGUGCAGUAAAGGCUCCGGCUACCAGUUCAUCCACGCUGCUGACAUGAUGUACUGCGCCGACAACCACAUCCGCAUGAUUAAAACAGGAGAAAGUGGUCUGACGGUGUUCCGGCUCCUCACUAAAUCUUCCGGCUGGAUUUGGGUCAAAUCCAACGCCAAGCUGAUCUGCAAAGGAGGCCGACCCGAGUUCAUCAUCGCCUACCAGCAGGCUCUGGUUAAAUCCGAGGGGGAGGAGUAUUUUCGUCAGCGGCGGCUCGAGCUCCCCUUCAGCCUCACCACCGGAGAGGGCGUCCUCUACAACACCAGCCCCACCAUGGACAUCGGUCAGGCCCAGUUCAACAAGAAGUUCAGCAGCGACAACAUGAAGAAGGUCGGAGAGCCUAAAUGCCUGCUGGACUGCUUCCUGAAACAAGAUGAAAACGUCUACAGCCUGGGGGUGGCGGAUCCUCUCUCUGUGGACCAUGUGUUCACGGACAGCCAGCCGCUGCUCAAAGUCACCAACGAAACCACCACAUCGGACCACACGGUGGUGAAGGAGAAGGCCCAGCAGUCGGUGAUGGCUGUGAUCGACAGCCUGGAGAAGAUGGCGCAACACGGGGACUUGGGCUCAGCUCUGCAGAACCUGGACAUGGGCGACGGCGAGCUGAUGGAGUGGGAGAACGCUCUGAAGAGGCUGGGUCAGGACGAGGAUCAGCAGAGCAACGUGAGGUCGGACCUGGACAGCAUCCUCACCGACGACAUCUUUGACUUCGUGGACAGCGUUUUGUUCAAAGAGAACAGCGAGGACCUCCUGAACCCUCCCAGCUGCCUGGCCGGACUCCCCCAGCAGCAGGAUCCCUUCAGUCAGUUCUCAGCCGGUGAGCUCCCUGAGCCGCCGCUGUUCCCCACGCCAAGCCCCGAACAGACUUUCCCUCCGAUGAACGGCGUCUAUGCUCGGCAGCAGAGCGCCGUCAACGGAGGAGGGAUCCCCGGGCCGAGCCUUCAGUCUGCUCAGGUAUUCGGCAACACCCAGACGCUGACCCACCGAGGUCCUCAGAUCCCUCAGAUCCCUCAGAACCCUCAGAACCCUCAGAUCCCCCAGAACCUUCAGAUCCCUCAGAACCCUCAGAUCCCCCAGAACCCUCAGAUCCCCCAGAACCCUCAGAUCCCCCAGAACCCUCAGAUCCCCCAGAACCCUCAGAUCCCUCAGAACCCUCCAACCGACAGCAACCUGCCGCCUCUUCAGCAGCUGCAGCUUCAGGACAUUUUCAGUCCGUCUAUCGAGCUCCCAGUGCUCACUGUCCCCAACAUCUCAGCCGAUGACGCCUUAGCAACAUUUCAGUCCUGCGGUCAGGCGUCGGUCCGUCACCCGGGCUUCCAUCAGGGGCUCAGCAGUGCGGUCCAGCAGGCCGACCAGCUCCUGCUGCAUCAGAACCGUCCUGCUGCGAUGCUGCAGAACUCAGUCCUACAACCCAACAGUGUAGCUCCCGCCCUCAUGGACACGCUGCCUCCCCUGAUUCCCUACAGUGGCUUUAGCUCCUCAAGCACGUCUGAUAUCCCCUUUUCCUCACCGUGUCUUCAGGGAAACCUCCCGUUUGGUCCGCCCAGCCGUCCUCUGCAGCAGUGGAACCAGAACCAGAAGGUGCCUCACGCCGGCAUCGUGCAGAACGGACACGAGGCGUUGCCAGCGUUCCAGAGCCAAAAUCCACAGAGCCAAACAAUCCCGCAUGCUGGUUUGUGGCCGCGGGGCGUCACUGGACUGAACCAGCAGGGGGCGCUGCCAGGAGGACAGGCGUCCAAUCACAGCAGCUGCAUGUUCAACCAGCAUUCUUCUUCCAGCCCACCAGGCAGCGACGUCCUUACUCCCUCCGGGGCUCCGGGCCUCAGGGGGACCGACGCCUCGCUGGACCAGAGUCCCGUCCAGGCCUCCUGCUACUACCAGUGGAACCACAGUGAGCGGGUGGUCGGGACGUCGGCCAUCAGCCAGGAGAACGCCAACAUUAAUCCUCUCGCUGCUCCGCCCAACAUGUCCGCCGCACAGUACGCUCGCAUGCAGCACUACCUGCAAAACAGCAGGCAGACACAGCAGACUAACGGCGGUGGGAUGUUCGUGGCUCCGCCUCACGACGUUUCCACCUAUCUGAUGGAGUAGACCUGCAGAAGGACGGACGGCUGAACUUAUCCACAGAUUGUUUCAUAUCCUGUUUCAUUUACGUUCUAUAUAUGUUCUAUAUAAAUAUAUAUAUAUAUAUCUGUAUACUGUCUGUUUAAAGCUUGUUGCUGUUGCUUUAGUGAAGAUACACUAUAAUAACAUGAAGUAUGAAGCCACAAGUGCGUUUACCAGGACUAGCUCUGAGUGGAGCCGGUCCAAGCAGCCAAAGAUGUUUUUUAUAAGGGAAACCAGAUUUAUCUCCAAGAUUUAAAACCUGAAAAGCAGAUUUUUUUUUAUUCUAGCUAAGUGGAAACGUUUUCUAAAAGAAUUUGUAAUCUUUGUACGAAAGCGUAGAGACUCACUGAAAGUGGGACCGCCGUGCCUUCAAUGAACUUAUUACUGGUAAAAUAAUCUGUGUUUUUAAUGAGACCCUCAAAGUGGUUGAUGUAAGUGUAUGGAUUUAAUUUGUACCUUUUUAUAUUUCUUAUAUCCGCUUCGGCUCACCGACGCCCCCAUCCUUUACAGAGCGUUUGCAGUGUAUUAAUGUGCUCUUAUGGAGAAUGUUUGCUGCUCAGAGAUGCAGAACGAAGUCUAGUCCCAGAGUUUCACAGCAGCAGCUAGAGAAGAAAGAAAAAGACAAGAUAAACUGAAGAAAUCUGGAAAAAUUAGAGGUCAAAAUAAACUGAAGAAAUCUGGAAAAAUUAAAGGUAAAAUUAAACUAAAGAAAUCUGGAAAAUUAAAGGUGAAAUUAAGCAGAAGAAAUGUGAAAAACAGCUGCAUGAGUGAGUUUCAUCAGCAGCACAGGACUGACCAGAAACACAAAGCUAGACUAGCUGCAGCUGGUAGCGAUUAGCUUCUGUUAGCAGGAAGCUAAAAUGUUCGCAGUUAGCUUCAAUUAGCAGGUGUUUGGAGGAAGCUAACUGUUUAGCAUUUAGCUUGGCAGGAAGCUUAACUGUCAGCAGGAAGUUAAACGGUUAGCAGGAAGCUAAACUGUUAGCAUUUAGCUUAAGUUAGCAGGAAGCCUAACUGUCAGCAGGAAGUUAACCCUUUAAGCGCCAAAGUCGCAAUAUUGCGACAAUCAACAUUGCUGAACGUAACAAGCCAUAGCUUCAAAUAUAGUGCCUCAUGUAGUUCCUACUUUACACCAGGAGAUGGCGGACAUCUGGAACUUCAAUCUGAGCAUCAGUUGUGGGCGUGUUUUAAUUCAAAGUUUAGGAGUUUAUAGAGUCUGAAAACCGAGGAGACGAGACUCGUCGUCGGAGCGUAUCAGAGCGCAAGACGGCACAUUUUAGAGUGAAAAAACUCACCGUACCGAGAGGUCUGGUCAACGCUGACAAAGUACUUUGUCAAGUAAUGGCUUACUCAUAUUCUGAAGAGGAAUAUUCACCCUCUGAUGAAGAUGUUCAGUCGUCCACUGAGACAGAAAGUGCCGCUGCGUCUGUGCGUAACGGCAGCGGGUCGGUGCGCCAUGACGGUCCACGAGCAGCACAUACUGGAGCCGAUGCUUUGCUUCACCGGGUCCGGGGUGGCAGGAGGGGACGUGGUGGGUGUAGCUGGAGUGGUCAGAACACCGCUAAUGGUGAGGGGGAUAGCGGGGAUGCAAAAAAACGCGGAAAUAGCAGCAGACACGGGAGAAAAUGCACUGAUAAUAACGGUGGAGGCUGCAUUGGCGUUCACGGCCCUGUCGUAAAUGACGAUGAUGAUGGCUGGGUUUGCUUGACAGAUGAGGAAGAGUUUCACAAGUGGGUCAGACAAAAAAAACAAACAAACAAAAAAAAAAAACAAGUGAGUCAGACAUUUUGAUGAGCCUGUUGGGUAUCAUGGAGACAGAGAUCUGACAAAUUCUGAGCCAAACAAUGCCAUCUUGAUGAUAAACAUCAAUAAAGUUAUGUAAUCCAUAUGUCCGCCGCCUGGUGAUGUCAUAAUAUGCAAAUUAGAUGAGUGAAUUUACUCCCAUCACAAACUGUGGGUCAUACUGAUGAUUUUUCUCAUUUACAGUUUGCCUUUAUCUCUAACCAUUUUCAAGUUACAACCUUUAGAAAAAAUGAUAUUAAAACUGAAUAUUUUAUUGAAAAAACUCUGGCGCCUAAAGGGUUAAACGUUAGGAGGAAGCUAAACUGUUAGCAUUUAGCAGGAAGCUAAACUGUUAGCAUUUAGCUUCAGAUAACAGGAAGCCAAAUUAGCCUUUUUUAAAGAGUUUUUAACUUUAAAUUUUGAAGCAGUUUCCUGUUAUUUUACAGAUUUUCUCAGUUUUAUUAAAUUACAGAUAAUAUGCAGUAAAAUCUAAAAAAAAAAAGAACAGUGAAAAUCUGUAAAAUGCCCAUAAAUUGUUUUUUAAAAUUGCAGUUAAAAUCUGUAAAAAGUUUAUUUCCUUCACAAGUUAUUGAUAAAAACCUGAAACACUUUUUUUUUUAACAAAUCUGUGACGUUUUAAUUUAAAAAACGUAAAGAUUUUAAGACGGAGAAUCUGCAGCUGCUCUUGUUCUUCAUCUAUUUUUAUUCCUAAUAAACUCUGAGCCGAACACAGUAUAUUAAUAUUAAUGAUAAUUAUAAUCGUCUUCGUUUCUUUCUGGCUGAAAAGCGUCUCAUUAUGAAUCUUUUGCUUUCUUGUAAAUAAAAAGCUGAACAUUAAAGAUGCUCCUUCAGGUUCAUUAAAAUCAUCCUAAACUGUGGAAACAAGGGAAAAGAUUGAGCCGGAUCUUCUGCUCCACCGUCUCCGAUUCACCUGAAACUUUACCAACUUAAACUCUGGAUGGUAAAAUGUUAGCUCUGAGAGUUUAGCUCCAGAAAACAAAAACGGUCUGACAUCAUUAAUCUGAAAUCUUCACUGUCGACAAACUUUAAGCAGAUUUGUUUUAAAUCUGAGUCCUUUUGAAGAACAAAAUCUCAAAAAUUAUUAAAGAUAAAAACCUGAAAUUGUCUCUGUUGUUUCUCAUCAUAACAAUAAAUUAAACUCUAAAAUAUUGGACAUGUGGUUUAAAUUAUCUCUGAUUAUUGGAGAGUGGAAAUAUGAAAAGAACAAACACAAAAAGUCACGAAAAGUUCCAUUUUUGAGCUCAAAUUAACAAUAUAUCUGAUAAUUAGAGGUUAACUGGUGAUAUUUUCCCAACCACAUGUAGCUAAAUGUCACAGUAACACAAAACUAAACAUAAUAAAUGCUUUUAAUAUGAAAUAUUUGGUCAUAAAAAUUAGUUUGAAAUGACAAAAAAUAGUGAAAAUUACUUAAAAUAUCGUGUAUAAUGAUGCAAAACUUGCCAAUGUGUCCAAAAUGACUGAAAGAUUUGCGGAAAAAAACAUUUAUGAGUUGUGUAAAAUGACAAAAAUGUUGAAAAUAACUUAUGUCCUAAAUUAGUUAAUAUUUGUCCAAAAUGACAAAUAAAAUUAAAUUAUUUGUAAUAUGUGAAAAAUGACUUAUUUUUUUGUAGAAAAUGAUCUAAAAGAAAUGUCUAAAAUGACAAAAACAUUAAAAAUCCCUUCGGAUACGUCUGUAGUGAUGUAGAAUUUGUCCAGAACAACUCAAAAUUUUUCUCGAAUAACGUAAAAUUUGUCCAAAAUUAUUCAAACAUGACGUAAAAUUUUGUGAAAGGCACAUUUUCAAACUGUCUAAAUUGGAAAAAAAAAAGAAAAUGACUUACAACAUGUCCAAAAUGAUGCAAAACUUGUCCAGGAUGGCUUAAAAUUUGUCUCAAAUUAGCUAAAACUUGUCCAAAAUGAUCCAAACAUGUCCAAAAUUCUGUGAAAUGUUGUGAAAAACUGUCUAAAUUGAAAAAAAAAUGUUGAAAAUGACUUAAAAUAUUGUCUAUAAUGAUGCAAAACUUGUCCUGAAUGCCUCAAAAUCUGUCCUCAAUUACUUAAAAUUGAUCCCAAGUGACUAAAAAUGUAUUUUUAUUUUAGUUUUAUGACAGAAUAUUUCAUAUUAAAACUUUUCCACGUGUUUUGUUGGUUUAAGCUCAAAGACGGAACUUUUCAUGUCAACUUUAACGGUUAUUUUUUUCAUAUUCCCUCUCCCCAAUAAUCAGAGAUAAUUUAAUCAAUAAUUUAGAGUUUAAUUUAUCAUCAUGAUGAGAAAAAACUGGGAAAAUUUCAGGUUUUCAUCUUUAAUUAUUGCUGAGAUUUUGUUGUUCAAACACUCAGAUUCCUCAAAGCUGCUAAAAGUUGGUUGCCGGGCGGAUUUAAAGGAUUUAUCUUGGGGAACAGUUUAUAAAUUGCAGUAAAAAUGAACAAAUAUGUCCAUAAAUAUCCAUGUGUUCUGUUAAAUCAGACUCGGUUGAGCAGAAAUGUGGUGAAAACGUUCAGUUUAAACGAUCCACACUACAGUCGAACCUGAACGGCGAUGAUUUGGCAGCUUUUUCCCACUGCAUUGUGGGAAAUCUCUCAGUAUUUGAACUUUCCUCCGGACUCUGUGGAAAGAACUUGUUGUUUUUCAGGGCUGUAGCCACUAAAUAAAACCCUGGAGCCAAACGUUGUCCUCUUCCUGUUGUAAUCCUUUGUUUAGCCUGUUCUGUCAACGCUUUGUUUUAUCCUCAAUAAACGUGUGCAAUCAUUA
Molecule: messenger RNA, 11316 nt
Organism: Acanthochromis polyacanthus (spiny chromis)
Lineage: Eukaryota; Metazoa; Chordata; Actinopteri; Pomacentridae
Product: aryl hydrocarbon receptor-like
Exons: 11
Coding region: 3723-6770 (1015 amino acids)
Biological process (GO): regulation of transcription by RNA polymerase II
Cellular component (GO): nucleus; aryl hydrocarbon receptor complex
Molecular function (GO): protein dimerization activity; nuclear receptor activity; transcription cis-regulatory region binding
Source: RefSeq, a predicted model, not a curated record